Messenger RNA from Tigriopus californicus, 1773 nucleotides. Its product is annotated as pyridoxal 5'-phosphate synthase subunit PdxT-like. The coding region runs from base 208 to 903 and encodes 231 amino acids. Gene Ontology annotation, molecular function: glutaminase activity. The record is from RefSeq and is a predicted model, not a curated record. The transcript is spliced from 4 exons. NCBI's taxonomy places the organism in Eukaryota, Metazoa, Arthropoda, Copepoda, Harpacticoida, Harpacticidae. Gene Ontology annotation, cellular component: glutaminase complex; cytosol. Gene Ontology annotation, biological process: pyridoxine metabolic process; pyridoxal 5'-phosphate biosynthetic process.
AAUUCUUAUGAAAACCUGACACGAAUGAAUUUUAGAGAUCCAGAAAUCCAGAAGUGUCAGAAAAACAGGGUGCAGAUCCCAUCUUCGUAAUUCUUUGAGCACUUAGUAGCACUCUACUCGUCAAAAAGCUUACCCCCUCAACCUCAUUACACUUGAAGACCAAUUUGUUUUCACUGGGAGUCAAUCAAAGAGAGUUCUAGUCGUACCAUGUUGAACAUCAUGAACAUUGGUGUUUUGGCGUGUCAAGGAGCCUUUGCUGAACAUCUGGUGGCUUUAAAGCAUGUGGUUCAAGAUCUCGAGUUGUCCUUUCAUUUGGUGGAAGUGCGGGACUCCUCACAACUGGACUCCGACCUUCGAGGUCUAAUUAUCCCAGGAGGAGAAUCGACGACUUUGAACAUCUUCUUCGGUCAAGAAGCGUUUUUAAGCAAGCUGAAACAAUGGAUGUGUUCCACAAAUCCUCCCCCAGUGGUGUGGGGAACCUGUGCAGGUCUGAUUGUCUUAUCGGAUCAAGUCGAACAUGAGAAAACUGGUGGACAACUCGAGAUUGGUGGAUUAGCUGUGACCACCUCGAGGAACUUUUUCGGUCGUCAGAACAAAAGUUUUGAACAGAAACUAGAUCUUUUAACCGAGGAUUUGGUCGAAUGUUAUCCCUACGACAAAAGCCCCAAUUUUCCAGGGAUUUUCAUCCGAGCUCCCGGCAUCCAAGCAAUCAAGCCCAGCCAGAACGUAAGAGUUCUGGCCGAAUUGAGAGGCUAUCCAGGACUCCCGAAUCCUAGCGCCGUGGCUGUGGAGCAAGGAUCAUUGAUGGCGUGUUCCUUUCAUCCUGAAUUGUCAAAGGAUCUACGAUUUCAUGCCUAUUUUGUCCGAAAAGUACUCAAAAGCUCACUUCCGGGCAAAUUGUGAACGCAAUAAACUUUAUGAGAUUCGUUCAACCUCGAAUUAGACGAUCGUAAAUAACAAAUCCUCGAGAAUUCGUGUAAUUGAACUAAUUUCGAUUCAAUCAUUGAUCAAUCCUCAAUUUUCUCAUUUAUUUCUUGAAUUGCCUAAGUAAACCAUGAGUUUUUGUUGGUAUCCGUCAUAUCAUUACAGUAAAGUCACCAUCCUUUAAAUUUAGACCCGGAAAGCAGAAGGCAUUAAGCAUCAGGCAUCUGGCGUUUUUGUUCUUUAUGCUCAAUCCAUAACGUGAUGGUAAACAAAUUCCAUAGCAAAUGAAACCGCUCACUUUUACAACGAAAAAUCGUCCGAAUUGAAUUCUUAAUUCUGUGAUGGACCGAUCCCUGAAAAUGUUCAAAUUGAAUGCGGACAUGUUGUUUUCCUCCGCUCAAAAUGUGAUGGACUUCAUGAGCGGGUCUGAAAGGCAGACGGAGAGUGACCUGCUCAAGGCCAUCCUACGUGACCACAUACGAAUGGAACAUGAGUUCAAAGCCCGAUUUCGAGCCCAGGAACAGUUGCAUGAGAAAUUGAGAAGGAUCCCGGAUCUUGAGCUUGAACAGGAGUAUGAAAGUAUAUAUCAACGAGAAGUGGCCCAAGAUCCUUUAAAUGAAACCAAAAUGAACCAACACCCAUACUUUGUACGACUGAUGGCCAUUCUCGAUUCAAAAGCGCAAGAAUAGUUGGAUUCAUCAAUCUAGUCCAACGGACAUUGGGGCAAUUGAAGAACCAAUGACAAUAUUUAAGUUUUUCUUUUUCGGUCGGUUGAUGAUUAAUGAAAUAUUGAAUUAAUUUCGAGGAACAAAUACGCUUAAUUCAUGCCAUAUAAAUUUCAAAACUCAA